Ornithodoros turicata is the source of this 1855-nucleotide messenger RNA. RefSeq names its product haloacid dehalogenase-like hydrolase domain-containing 5. NCBI's taxonomy places the organism in Eukaryota, Metazoa, Arthropoda, Arachnida, Ixodida, Argasidae. The transcript is spliced from 11 exons. Bases 269 to 1447 code for a protein of 392 amino acids. The record is from RefSeq and is a predicted model, not a curated record. Gene Ontology annotation, biological process: glycerophospholipid biosynthetic process. Gene Ontology annotation, cellular component: mitochondrion.
UCUGUAUUUUUCUAUCCUUAUUCUGGUAACCUUGGGCCUUGGGUUGGCUUGCCACUGGCACUGGACUCGCCAUGGUGUUUCUGUAAGCUCCUGAAAUUGUGGCUUAGUUACAGGAAACAUCAUUAUCAGUUCCUGAAUUGUGCAUUGGAUGUUUCAUUACCACGGUACUACACUACAAGAUUUCUAACGAGCGCCUUUUCUCUACACAGAGCUUUUGAGCAGAUUGUCACAAGCACGGUUAAGCUACGCAUAGCACAACAGACAGGCAAUGGCCCACUUUGGAUUGCUGCUUGACAUCGACGGUGUCAUUGUGCGUGGUCGAAAAGUAAUAUCGCACGCUGUAACAGCCUUCCAGAAGUUGGUAGACCGUCAUGGAAGAUUCCGUGUUCCCACAGUGUUUGUCACUAAUGCAGGCAACUCUCGCAGACAAGAUAAGGCCCUCCAGCUGUCACAGUGGCUGGGCAUUAAGAUAAGUGAACAUCAGGUUGUGAUGUCGCAUAGCCCACUCCGUAUGUUUCAGCAGUUUCACGACAAGCAUUGCUUGAUAUCUGGACAAGGCCCAAUUGUGGACAUAGCGCACGGCCUAGGUUUUCUGAAGGUAUCAACGAUAGACAACUUGCGGGCUCAUUUUCCUCUCUUAGAUGCUGUUGAUCAUAAAAGACGACAAACUGAGCCAUCUCCAUAUGAAAGGUUCUUUCCAAAAGUAGAAGCCGUUGUUUUAUUUGGCGAGCCCGUCAGGUGGGAAACCAGCCUCCAGCUCAUCAUUGAUGUCUUGAUGACCAGUGGACAGCCAUGGGCAGCACCUCAACUUGUUUCACAUCCUCAUAUUCCUGUCCUAGCAUGUAACAUGGAUCUACAGUGGAUGGCGGAGGCUUGCCUACCAAGGUUUGGCCAUGGCGCCUUUCUUCUUUGCUUAGAAAACCUCUACAAGAAAAUAACCGGCAAAGACAUGAUCUACACUGCACUAAUUGGCAAGCCGAGCGAGGUUACUUAUCUGCAUGCAGAAUCCUGCGUUCAAGAAGAGGCCCAGCGUCUUGGCAUCAAACAUCCUGUCAGGCACCUUUUUGCAAUCGGGGACAAUAUUAAUACGGAUAUCUAUGGAGCAAACCUCUACAACCGUUACCUGCAACGGCGCCGCAAAGCAGACGCCACAAAAGCCAUCCUGGCGGCCGGCUCCAACGCCUUGCAACAGGCGCUCAAGUCGGACGCCAACAAGUGUGCCACGUCGAUUCCAGAGGUUAACACCAUUGGCGGCUGUGGUGCCACUAGCUGUAGUUCGAUCCUUGUUCACACGGGCGUGUACUGCAAGGAGCUGCAUGAUGCAGACUGCGACCAUACACCACGUGAUUUCCUUCCUGCCGAAGUUGGACUGAAAGAACCCACCUACUGUGUAGACAAUGUCCUCUCCGCAGUUGAGCUCAUCUUUGACCGUGAGGGCUUCUCUUGAUGGCUUCCUUCUAGUUUCCCUUUGAACUUGUUAGGAUUUUAAAAAUUUCCUACACAUUGCAAAAAAUGCUCUGUUCUGUACAUACUAGUUUCCAACUGAAGAGCCUUUUCGUAGCAGUAGCUAUGUGUUAUAAAUUGAAAAAUCUUGAAAUAUACUGUGACAUCUUUACUCAAGCCAAUACAACAAAUUAAUAGUCCACAAUUCUAAUGCAGUGCUUUUGAAUUCCUCCUGCAAGAAAUUUGUCUUUGAUGGUGUGAGGAGAUUAUUGUAUUACUUCUGCUGUAAUAUGCUAGCCCCGAAAACUGAAUAUUUGGAGCCAUUAGAAAGAGUGUUAGUAGACAUUUGAUCACAUGGUCUUUGGAGUUCCGUAUCUGCCAUACCUAAUAAACAAAUAACAUUUCAAACCAC